This is a messenger RNA of Hyaloscypha bicolor E, 1926 nucleotides long. RefSeq lists its product as uncharacterized. Gene Ontology annotation, molecular function: mRNA binding. The transcript has 2 exons. The record is from RefSeq and is a predicted model, not a curated record. Bases 104 to 1510 code for a protein of 468 amino acids. Gene Ontology annotation, cellular component: nucleus; ribonucleoprotein complex; cytoplasm. Lineage: Eukaryota; Fungi; Ascomycota; Leotiomycetes; Helotiales; Hyaloscyphaceae.
UUCUUGGAAACCUUGGUUCGAAGAUCAUCCCUUACUCCUAAAUUACCAAAUCCGGAUCCUUGUCUCUCGAAUCAGACCCGAACCAAUACAAACAGACUACAACAUGCCUCUUGUCCCUGCUGGAGAUGAGACUGGAGACUAUUACAUCAUUGUUGCAGGACUGCCUUGGAAUCUCUCGUGGCAAAAGUUGAAAGACUUUGCCAGGAAUCAACAACCAGAUGGGUCCUACAUUGAGAUCGAUCAUGCUAUGAUCUACCCACAGAACCAGACAAAUGGCUGGGUAAGGGUAAAAGGGAAGGAAAACUUCUUUAGAGCUCUAGGUAUGUCUUCGCGUGUCGUGGGGAUUCUUGCUGAUUUGGAAGCCCAUCUCAAUGGCGGCGAGCUUGAACAUAGGGCCUUGAUUGCGGAUGGCCGUAAUGAGACUGAGCCUGUUAUGCUUGCUGAUCUCGGAGUGACGGCAUCGCCCUCACAACGAGGUCGUAGUGACAGCACCGCCACGGACUAUUCCACAUCCUCUGGGUAUCAGCAGUACACAGGACCGUUGAUGCAACCAUUUUCCCCACAGGAAACUUAUUCCGAGUGGAACCAGCAACCGCAGAGUAACUACUCUCCGGUAUCUCCAGUCUACUCCACUGGUGGCUACUAUCAGCCACCUUCCCCAAUCUACGAAGCUCCCCAAAACGCCUUUGCUGUCAACCAACCUGUGGAGUACUUCAGUGCAGCCCCUCAGCCUACCAUCGUAUAUGCCGGCAACAUGGCUCCAGCUACUCCAAUAUAUAUCCCGCAACGCCAGCCAGUGUAUGCCUGUUUCCCGAUGGCCUUCAACAACAGCGUCAUGUCCCCACCAUCUACAAUGAAGAGCAUUCAACAAGCAACCACAAGUACUGUCAACGGUCCUGUAGUGCAAACUGAAGCACGAAAGGUCAUAAUCAAAGGACUCCCUCGUGAUACAAGCGAAGCGGCCUUGAUCUCCCUAAUCGAUCAGUUCUCUUCUCGAUCCUCAUCCUCACGCUCCAGUCGUCCCUACAGCACUGCAAUCCAGCACGUAGACCUCGCACGGCACUCGGACGGAAGGUUGAAAGGCCAUGCAUUCGUCAUCUUCGAAACCCAUCGCAUCGCCAAGAAAGUCGUCGAAUCCAUCGACGGACGCAAGUUUCAAGGACGCGAGCUGCGAGUCACACUGGCAAAAGAAGGUGUCGAGCCGGCCGAGACCUUCCAACAACCUCAACAACAACAUGGGUACCUGACGCCUGAUUCUUCUGGACGAUUGUCAGAGAGUCCUUCGAUGACGCAUGGGAGAGUGGACGAGAGGCAAGAAGCGGCGUCGAAGGAGCAUCGGGAUGCGCAAUGGAAUGGAAAUGGUGACGGAUCGAGUAAGUCGGCUGCGGGGAAGGAGAGGACAAGAGAGCUUAGCAGUGAAGACAGAGGGAGGAAGAGUCGGCCGAAGAGCAAGGAGCCGACGAGGGGAACACCGGCGGUUGCCGAUGGAAGUGGUAGGAGGCGUCAUUGAGACUUCUCUUCUUGAGCUUGUCGGCCAGGCUGAUAUAUUUUGCUGUUGUCCAGAGGCAGCGGUAUUGUUUCUUUUUUCCCUUACUAGAUUUCCUCUUACCUUUCCUACAUUCUUUCUUAUCAGUAUUUCCAAGGUAAUGGUGCGGUGGCUCUUGAGCGCGGAAAUGGGAACCCAGGCCCUCCAUGUGCUGAUCAAUGAGGUGUAUGAAGUUACUUUGGCGUGUCCGGAGUUGGAUAUUUUUUUUGAGAUAAUCAAUACUAUUGAUAUUGGAGUCCUUCAGAGGGUUUUCUUUCUUUCUAGGCCCCCGAGGCUUUGCGUAGUAGAGGUAAUCCUUCUCUAGAAUCUGGCCCCAUGUCCAUCUAGAGCACGAAACAUCGCAGAAUGUAGUCGGUGCCUGUUUCUCUCGUAGAAGAUGU